UUGACACUGUGUAUGACACAACAUGGAAUAUGAUGCUCAUUGUUGUGAUAUGAGAAAGUUACUGUCACUCUUCAACCUGACAGAAUGAAGGCUCCAUCUGGCUCUCUACUCCUUGACUUUGCCGUGCUGCUUGCGUCUGGAUUGACUGUUUCUGCAAUCUCUCUGAAUGUCAGUCCAAACCGUCAGCAGUUCUUUACGAGAGAGUCAGUCAGUCUGACUUGUGAGGGAGAGGAGAGCUCUGAUGGAUGGACGCUGAAGAGGAUAUCAGUAGUAAAGACAGAGAAGUGUGGAGCUGCUCGGGGUUUUGGGAGACGCAAUGGUUCCUCCUGCAUUGUCUCAGAUCUGUCUCCAUUAUCAGACCGAGGUGUUUACUGGUGUGAACACCGCAGUGGACAGAGGAGCAUCAAAGUCACCAUCACUGUAUCAGAUCGUCCUUUUAUCAUGGAGAUCCCUGCACUCCCUGUGAUGGCAGGAAGUGACGUUACUCUGCGCUGCAGGAGCAGGAACGGUUCCACCAUUCCGGUUAACUUCUUCAAGUUUGGCAGACAUAGUACCCCGAUUGGAGCUGCACCUGAAGGAGAGUUUCCCAUCAGAAAUGUCCAACAGUCUGACGAAGGUUUCUACUGGUGUUCUACUGGUCAGACUGAAUCACCAUCGAGCAGGCUGAAUGUCAGAGUUCCUCCUCCUACCGACUCCACAUCUCUCAUCUCUGCAUCUGCUCUGGUCAGACUGCUCUGCCAUCUAGUGGUCAUCAGUCUACACCACAUCUCAGUUGGCCUGAUGGUGUGAGCAUCCUAAUGUGAAAUUAAAACAACUACAUCUUUAACCUGACCCUUGUUACUGAGACAUUUGUUAGUAACCACUUAAAUGAAAAAUGUAUCGGUUGAUGGCUCAAUUUCAAUUUCUGCCUUUUAUGCAUCAAUUUACGGUGGAAAUGUUUUUAUUUAUACUGUUUAAAGGGAAACAUAAAAUUCAGGCAGCAGGUGACAAUUUGAAAUCUAAAAAUAUAAUACAAUAUAUUGCAGUAAGGCUCUUAGACAUUUUUUGCUCUUUUCACAUUUACUGUCUUUCCUGCUGAGUCAACACACAUGUAGGCAUCAUUAAUUUUAGGAACCUCUUGAAAUGUGCAUGUGGUGCCCUUUCAAGUUAAAAAUAUAUUUAUUCAUUUUAAUUCAGUUAUAAACCUCGAAACUUUAAUUGGUCCGGUGUCUCAGCAAGUUUUCUGCUAAUGUUCAAAAUGUUCUGCACAUUCAGCAUCUCUCCCACAUAUCUGUGUUCUCUGACAAGUCAAGAAUAAAGGAAUAUUUUUGAGGGGAAAAGGCAAUAUAAAUGAGAAUAAAGGCACAAUUUACCGAGAAUAAUAUUAAUAAAAAUAUUUAAGAUGAUGUACCUACUACAGACACCGAACCGCUUGGGACCAGUGGAUGAGACAAGCGAGCUGCGUUUCAUUGGUGGUGGAAAACCGAAAGUAACUGCAAACACUGAUCAGGCAUAAUUUUCACCACAAUUCCACACUAAUGAAAUGCAGCUCUGAUGCUAAAGUGGGAUGCAUCCAGGAUCAGAGGGACAGUUCCAAACAGAGCAAUGGUGUCUCUAAGCAAGGGGGAUGCAGACCUUUUGGUUUAUGUUAUUCUCUCACUAAUUUACGGCAGACUGUUAAGGGAAUGUGAUGCCAACCAAGCCAACCAAUCGCAGUUCUUGCGGUCUUCAUCGCCACAACGUGUAGUUAUAGUUGCUUAUUUGUUUUACAUUUGAGGGCUUUCUGGGUCACCGAUGAUGAUGAUGAUGAUGAUUGUGAUGUCAGUGUUGGUCGUGAUAAAGAGGCCAGAGCCACGUUAAUUGUUUGCAUGUGUCAAUAAAGCAUUGAAUCUGAA
Molecule: messenger RNA, 1874 nt
Organism: Micropterus salmoides (largemouth bass)
Lineage: Eukaryota; Metazoa; Chordata; Actinopteri; Centrarchiformes; Centrarchidae
Product: low affinity immunoglobulin gamma Fc region receptor II-like
Exons: 5
Coding region: 85-789 (234 amino acids)
Biological process (GO): cell surface receptor signaling pathway
Molecular function (GO): transmembrane signaling receptor activity
Source: RefSeq, a predicted model, not a curated record